UGUUCCGGGUCAAGGUGUUUUGUUAUGCUUAGCGAAGACCAUUGGUGAAUAGUUUUUGUCUUAACGCGCCAGCCGAGCUUACAAAAGCGUAUUGUCAGUUGAGGUUUAGGUUUUAUAACUUAGUGUAAAAUACCUCAACGCGAUGCAAAGGCCACAAUUUCGACAUCCGCGCCAUGGAUCAGGUCCUGCGGGUUUCCGCAGUCCGCCUCCAGCUUUCGACAGGACAGGCUGUAGGUUACCGUCUCCUCCGUGGGCAUUUUCACCGCCGCCGCCGUUUGGACCGAGAUUUGGACGAUGCUCUCCAAACACACCACCGAGGGAGUUUUUUUGUAAUAGUGGUGGCAGCGGUGGUAAAUAUUUUAACGACCAAUCGCCCGGUCACACACCGCGCAGGUCAAACCCAAGCCCUCGCGGCACACCGUACAGACGCUCGCCGUAUGACAACCAGGGACGACACAGUGGACAACAGGGUUCACCACGGACAUCCACACCGUUUGGCUCAACGCAUGGCAGGGAGAGAGGGACAAAUGAUAUGGAAAAGUAUUACAAACCUUCAAUGCUCCAAGAUCCCUGGGCAGACCUAAAGCCUAUCUCAGUCACAGAAACUCAGUCUAAAUGCAACUCCCAACAAACCACAAACACAGGCAGACAAGGAAGAUAUUAUAACUAAAGCUAAGUACAUUUCAAGGAAAUGUACAGUCCUUUUUAUUUAGUGCAACAUUGCGAUUAUCAUUUAUAAGUCAAACGGAGUCGAGCAUCACCCAAAUGUUCUUGUCAUGGACUUGAUUCAGGAUUCACCAGCAAUAAUUCUUAAGAAGUUGGCUUCAAACAAUAUUUUUUAAAUUCAUAUGUACUUUUCUUAUUCAAGAGACAUUCUUUUACUUUUAUAUCUGUACAACAGGAUCAAAAAAGUUGGUUGCUGUUGUAACUCGCAACCUAUUCAAAGUAGAUUUGGCCAACUCCCAUGGAGUUUGCUUAUCUAUUGAAUUGAGACACGCCUCUUUGAACCUAAAACAAAAGAGGUCUGAUCAACACAUCUACCUCUUAACAUUCCCUGUAUGAUCACUAAGGUCAGUCCAGGUAUUUGUAGGUGUGUCUCCUUUACGAUUUUCUAAGAACUGUUAAUGUUUUAAUUUAAUUUUUUAUUUGUGCUGACCUUUGGUUUUAACAAAUUUCAUAAUUUCUUUUCUGUUUAGUGAUAAACAUUUUCAGACAAGGUCUACUGUUAAAUCAAAAGCCUAAUUUCAUUAAAAUAUAACUCCGUAUAACUCCA
Paramisgurnus dabryanus is the source of this 1273-nucleotide messenger RNA. RefSeq names its product M-phase specific PLK1 interacting protein (gene mplkip). Gene Ontology annotation, cellular component: nucleus; centrosome; midbody. The record is from RefSeq and is a predicted model, not a curated record. NCBI's taxonomy places the organism in Eukaryota, Metazoa, Chordata, Actinopteri, Cypriniformes, Cobitidae.